UUCCGGCGUCGGGCCGCCUUCCCCGCCGCCUCCUUGGCCUGGAUGCUGCGGCUCGGCUCCGGGGUGAGGGAGCUGGGGACAGGACUCGGUGCUCGGGCUGCUGCCCGGCUCCCUCUGGGCACCGAGAUGCCUAAGAAAGCUGGUGCAAUGAACAAGGGUAAAAGCCAGAGCAAGGAAGCAGAGAGACCAGUUCCUCCUCCCUCAGGUCCUGUGGCAGUUGAUUCCAAAGGUUGCGUCACCAUAGCCAUCCAUGCCAAACCUGGUUCCAAACAAAAUGCUGUGACAGAUUUGACAGCCGAGGCUGUGAGUGUAGCUAUUGCAGCACCUCCGACAGAAGGAGAGGCUAACGCUGAGCUUUGUUGGUAUCUUUCCAAAGUCUUAGAACUCAGGAAGAGUGAUGUGGUUUUGGAUAAGGGUGGUAAAUCUCGUGAAAAAGUGGUGAAGCUUUUGGCCUCCACAACUCCGGAAGAGAUCUUGGAGAAACUGAAAAAGCAAGUUGAAAAAAAAUAAAAGCAAGAAAUGAAAAGUACACCCUUGAGAAACUUUUUUAUUGCUAAUGAUGAAAAGCCUGUUAAAAAGGAAAAUAUAUUUAAAGACACAGAAUGUGGAAAUACACAUAUAUUUAAUAAGAACAGGACACAAAAAAGAAGUAUGAAGAUUGAAAGUACUGUAUGUUGAAUUUAGGUUCUAAAAUCCCUGAUCCCAAACAGCUUGGGACAUGUUACUCUGAUUUCAUGGUGUUACAAAAUAACAGAGCUGGAAAGGAUAUUUAAGAUGACCUGAUUCAGCCCCUUUCAUUUUGUCAUGGGGCUUCUGAUGUCCAGAAUUUGAGUGUAUUCAGGAUCACAUGGUGCAAGAUGGCAACUAGAACCUAGAUCCCUUGGCUCCCAGUUGAAUGCAGUUUAUCCCAAUUGUAAAUUAAAAUAUUUCCACAGCA
This is a messenger RNA of Eubalaena glacialis (North Atlantic right whale), 937 nucleotides long. It is a transcript of the gene C2H15orf40, whose product is annotated as chromosome 2 C15orf40 homolog. Gene Ontology annotation, cellular component: cytoplasm. Lineage: Eukaryota; Metazoa; Chordata; Mammalia; Artiodactyla; Balaenidae. The coding region runs from base 43 to 510 and encodes 155 amino acids. The transcript is spliced from 4 exons. The record is from RefSeq and is a predicted model, not a curated record.